AUGUUCGACGACCUGUUCAAGCUGCUGCGCAGCCCGCGCUGGGUCAACUCGCCCAUCGCGCGGCGCUUCGGCUUCGGCUCGGAGCUCUCGUACGAGGAGGACGAGCUGGAAGACACGCCGUCCAACUGGACCAAGAUCUCGACGUCGGGCCACCGUCCGCCAGUGCGCAGCGGCCACUCGUCCCUUGUUGUCGGCGACAUGAUGUACGUGUUCGGGGGAUACAACGACGGGAACUGCCACAACGACAUAUACGCGUUUGAUCUGAUCCGCCACCACUGGAUGCACAUUGAGACGUCGAACGGCAUUUCUCCCGACGGCCGUGCCUCCCACGCCUGGUGUACCUCUACGGACAAGACGAAGCUCUACCUGUUCGGCGGGUCGGGCCCGCACUGGGGUCAAACCAACAUGGGCAAGCUGCUGCAAUUCAGCAUUCGCGAUAAGAAUUGGACGAUCGUUGAGGCCGAAGGCACACAGCCCCCGCCGGGCUAUGGGCAGAGUCUGUGCGCGAUCAACAACAAGCUGUAUCUCUUCGGUGGCACCUCUGGACACGUCUACGUGAACGACUUGUACGUGUUCGACGAAGUGACAAAGAUCUGGAGAAAGGAAGAGACUGGUGGCAAACGCCCAAGCCCGCGAUACAAGCACCAAGUGGCCAUGAUUGACAACCGCAUGUACGUCGUUGGCGGUGGUCUCUACGAUCCUCCCAAGGGGCCCAUCGACACGUACUACCUCGAUGUAGACACACUCACGUGGCACGAAGUCGAAUGUGGUGGCGAUAUUCCGAAGUCGCGCAUUGCGCACACAAUUUCGCAGUUGUCGAACGACCCUUACCGACUGAUCAUGUUUGGCGGACGCGACGACAGUGGCUCACGGCAGAACGAGCUUAGUGAACUGAACUUGCGCACUGGAGAAUGGCGAAUCUUCUACAACGAGGAGGGCUUCCAGCCCGAUGCUCGUGAUUUCCACACAAGCGUCGUGCACAACAACCAAAUCUUCGUGUUUGGCGGAUCCAACGGCGUGGAGCGCAACAACGACGUUUUCCGGUACUCUAUGAUGCACCAACCGUCGACGCUACUGAUCCUUGCCAUGCAGGUCCUGCACCAGAACCUCGACUACAUACCAAAAGAGGAUUUGGAAGCGUUACCGAUGGAAUUGAAGAUCGGCGUGGAUAACAUUAAUCCCGACGUGGAGUGCUCCUACAACCCCACUUGGUAUAUGCUAGAAGAUCAAAAGCAGGCUCAUGCGGCGCCAGUGAUGUAG
Phytophthora sojae is the source of this 1260-nucleotide messenger RNA. RefSeq lists its product as hypothetical. The record is from RefSeq and is a predicted model, not a curated record. Gene Ontology annotation, molecular function: protein binding. The transcript has 4 exons. The coding region runs from base 1 to 1260 and encodes 419 amino acids. Lineage: Eukaryota; Oomycota; Peronosporomycetes; Peronosporales; Peronosporaceae.